AUGGCAAAAGCAUACACACAGGCUGAAUUUGAUAGUCUAAUGGAGAAGGUGGAGAAGGUAGAUAUUAGGGUGAAAGAAUACUUGGAAUUAGCUGGAUACGAAAAGUGGGCUAGGUUGUAUGCACCUGUUAACAGGAGAUGGACCAUGACGUCAAAUAUUGUUGAGUCAAUCAAUGCCGCACUUGUGUCAGCAAGAAAAUUGCCAAUAUACGACUUCCUCGAAGAAGUUAAGAAGAUGUUUGGACGUUGGAAUUGCAGCAAUCGGAAAGAAGCUUCACACACGUACACAACGCUUGGAAAAAAAAUACCAGGAGAUGCUUACUUUGAAUGA
Molecule: messenger RNA, 330 nt
Organism: Nicotiana tabacum (common tobacco)
Lineage: Eukaryota; Viridiplantae; Streptophyta; Magnoliopsida; Solanales; Solanaceae
Source: RefSeq, a predicted model, not a curated record